AAGAAAAAAAAGUAAAGCACAGACAAAAGCAACACGAACGCUGCCGUCUGGUUGUCUUCUUGUAUUGUUCCAUUCCAUCUUCGCCUCACUUCCUCUCGCCGCCGGUCUCUGUCCGUCACGGAGGCGGCGUUCUUCCUCCAUUAAUUUCACAAUCGAUUUUCUCUUUCUUCUGUGAAAUUUCUCUGAGAAACUCUGCCCCCCCCUUAACAAACCCUAGCCUCCGCAGCAGACUUUCGGCAUUGCCAUAUUAUAAUUUGUCUCAGAGUUGUAACAAACAAAACGCAAGGGUUUAACGAAGAAAUGAAGUUUCUUCAAUCUCUCUUAGGUAAAACCCGUUUUGCAGUGCGUGAUGGGUUACUGUGUCGGGUUUCGGGUCCCCGAUUCUUCAAUGUUUCAUCCGAAGAGUAUUCCAAGAGGAACUACGCUAACAAUGUUGCUGAAUACAACACUGUAUUAGGUUCUCUCAAUGCUCAAAGAAGGAUGUUUUUGCUGAGGGAUGUGUAUGAUGAUAUGAUGCUUGAUGGAGUGAAGCCAACCCGUGACACUUUUCAUUCCCUUGCUGUUGGAAGCAUGAGAGUCUCUAAUAUGCAAGAUGCUUUCUUCUUCAAGGACCAAAUGAAAACCAUGGGUUUGGUUCCUGAUGUUACCUUUUACAACUUUCUAAUUUCAACCUGUGGGAAAUGUAAGAUCGCUGAUCAGGCUAUUCAGAUUUUGGAGGAGAUGAAAUCCAUGGAAGUAAAGCCAAACGUACAAACCUACAUCUGCUUGCUGCAUGCGUGUGCAGCCCAAGGACGCAUAGACAGAGUGUAUGCCAUUGUCCGUGAUAUGACUGCAGCUGGUCUAGGAUUAAACAAGUUCUGCUAUGCUGGGCUUAUAGUUGCACACAAGAACAAAGCACCUUUUACUGAUGAUUUUGAUGCAAAAGUUACUGAGUUUGUGGAGAGGUCGAAGAUAUGGACUUCAGUAGAAACAGACAGUGCCAAUGCUGAGAAUGUGAUGAUGGGUGUUUCUGACGAGGAGUUAUAUAACUUACCAACAGCAGAUUACGUUAAUAGGCGUGCAGGAUUCUUGAACAGGCAAUUUACAGCUUAUCAUACUGCAUUUAAUGCUGCUGCGGACUUCAAGAAUGUUAAGUUGACGGAUGAACUUCUUGAAAUGCUGAGCAAGGAGAAUAAAACUCCUGAUAUCUAUAUUUCCAUGCAAGUAAUUAGGUGUUAUUGUCGUGCUGGAGAGAUUGACCGUGGUCUUCAAUAUUUUGAUGACUGUAUAAAUUUAGGAAAGGGUAAUGCUGCAGAACUUUAUGUGACACUUGCAGAGGGGGCAAUGGUUGGCUACACUGAGAAAGGAAUGCAAAUUUCUCAAGAUACGCUGGUAAGGAUGAAUGAAAGAAACUUUUUCAUGAAUUCGAAAAUGGGAAGUGAGCUCCUGCUUAUGGCUGCUGGUGAAAAGACCGGAGGAUAUACUAAUGCUAACUACAUAUGGGACUUAAUGCGAGCCCGUAAUGUAUACCCGUCGUUAGCUGCAGUGGAAGCAUACUACCAGGGUUUGAAAGAUCGUCAGAUUCCUCAAGAUGAUCCAAGACUCAUGUUGGUUACUCAAAUGUAUAACAACCUUCGCUCGAGAUUUAGGUGAAAUAAUGUGUAGAAACUUAUGUUAUUUCCUUUUUGUUAUGAAUUCUAUUAGCUGUUGAUAGGUUUUUCUGUUUUGAUAAAAGAAUUCAUGAGCAAGUUACCAGAAUUAUUCACUUGGUUCAUGUAUGAGUUGAUCCUACACAUUCAUUCACUCGGUCUCAUUGACCCGGUUUAAGGUGUAUCUCAUUAAAAUUGAUGCAGUAGUUCUUUUGUUAUCAACCGUUGAUUUAUUAUUUAAAUAUAAAUGAAUGAUAGAUUAUUGUCCUUGA
Molecule: messenger RNA, 1900 nt
Organism: Trifolium pratense (red clover)
Lineage: Eukaryota; Viridiplantae; Streptophyta; Magnoliopsida; Fabales; Fabaceae
Product: pentatricopeptide repeat-containing protein At4g35850, mitochondrial-like
Exons: 13
Coding region: 301-1632 (443 amino acids)
Cellular component (GO): mitochondrion
Molecular function (GO): protein binding
Source: RefSeq, a predicted model, not a curated record